This is a messenger RNA of Penicillium subrubescens, 1775 nucleotides long. RefSeq lists its product as uncharacterized. Gene Ontology annotation, molecular function: transmembrane transporter activity. Gene Ontology annotation, biological process: transmembrane transport. NCBI's taxonomy places the organism in Eukaryota, Fungi, Ascomycota, Eurotiomycetes, Eurotiales, Aspergillaceae. The record is from RefSeq and is a predicted model, not a curated record. The coding region runs from base 88 to 1743 and encodes 551 amino acids. The transcript is spliced from 7 exons.
AGUUUUCAGAGUCCAAGAAGACCAACAAUUGUUCGCGUCUAUGCCCCUGACGUUGAUUAUUGAAACGUGAUCCAGCAAUCAGCAACCAUGACUGAAGAGAAAGAUAUAGAAAAAACCUCCCAUGGCAUUGGUCCCAGUACCUCCUCUGGUCAGAUACAGGUAUCAAUCGAAAAGGGCGAUACUCAUCUUGUCUGCAAUGCAGGAGGUACAGCAGAUGGGUCCAAAGUCCACCCACAGCCUACCACUGAUCCAUUGGAUCCAUUAAACUGGCCAACUAUGCAGAAGCAUGUUAUACUAGCAAUUGUCAUGUUCAAAUACUUCCUCUUCACGUAUCUCACGACAACGACGGUGCCUUCCUUCACCGAAAUUCAAGACCAGUAUCAGAUCACUUAUGCACAAGUGAAUUGGACCGUCGCUGUACCCGCCCUCGGUCUAUCCGUUGGCCCUCUGAUAUGGUCUUCUUUCAGUGACAUAUAUGGACGUCGACUCAUCUUCCUAAUUGGAACGACUAUUGCUUUGGUAUCGACAAUUGGAGCUGCUGUCGCGGAUAGCUAUUCCGGAUACAUGUCUGCCCGAUUUUUCCAAGGGUUCGGUGUCAGUCCUGCUUCGACUGUUGGCAUGGCUGUUGUCAACGAUCUGUUCUUUGAUUAUGAGAGAGGACAGAAGCUUGGGUUGUGGGUGUUGGCGAUAGAUUCUGGACUCCUUCUCGGACCAACCCUGGGUGGCUUUCUUGACCUUGUGAGCUCCGCAUGGAUUAACUGGUUCAACGCGAUUCUCUUUGCCGCUCUUUUGGUACUAGAGCUAUUCUUUAUGCCAGAGACGCUUUAUCCCCGACAGAAAAUGCUCCUCCAUCAAAGCACUACACUCACCAUUAAGAAUACUUCCUCUACCGCCGAGAAACAGGAAAGCAAGGGACCCGAGCAAGCAACAGAGAUACUUUCUGGAGAGUUCCAGUCAAACCUCCGCCGAACAAAAUCCCUACCAUUCGUGAACUUGCAACCUGUUCCAGGGAUGCGACACCCUAAGCCGUGGGACUCGAUCACUCGAUUCUUCAUCACAUUUCAAUUUCCUACAGUUUCUAUCGCAGUAAUUGGAUAUUCUUUCGUUUGGUAUUGGUGGGUUCUCUCAGUGAUCACAAUGGUGCCAGCCGCAUAUGUGAACUAUACCCCGCUUAUACAAGGACUAUUGUUUCUCGGAUUGUUUUUGGGCACUAUAGUCUCAGAAAUCUUCUGCUCUGGGCGAUUGAGUGAUUAUAUUGUUGAGAAGUUGGCAAAAAAGCAAGGCAAUGUCCGCGUUGCAGAAAUGCGGUUGUGGCUAGUCUAUCCCGCCAUUUUGGUUACUGCAGUUGGCUCAAUUUUGUGGGGAGUGAGCAUCGACAAAAAUUACCACUGGAUGGUUGGUCAAGUUGCAUUCUUCCUAUUUGCGGCAGGGAUUCAGAUUGGCAAUACUGUCACCAGCAGUUAUAUUGUCGACAACUAUCCUUUGCAGUCUACGAGUGUCAUCACAUUUUACGCCGUUUUUCUUAACCUGAGUGCAUUUAUCAACCCAUUUUUCAUUGCAUCUUGGCAGGCCUCAGUUGGUUGGACUUGGACGUUUACAGCGCAAGGUUUGAUCGUUCUAUUCGGGGGAUCUUUGCUAUUUGGAGCUUUACAAAAAUAUGGGGGACUAAUGCGGACUAAGGGGCCGCAGCCAUCCUGGGUCAACCCGGAGUAUGAUAUUGUUGGUGAAGUCUCAGCCGAAUGAUCAGAGUCGUUUUGUCAAUACCGUCUGCGGAU